UAUCGUUUAUAGCUUAUCUCAUUGUUCUUUUCGGUGGCCGUAUAAAGCGUUGUACAUGUGACGUCUCCUAUUCGCUCGUAUUUCGUAUUUUUUUUUCGUACUUUUUUACGCGAUUUUUUUUCCGAAAGAGAAUUCAUUUUGAUUCAACUUUUUUCUGCGGCGCUCGACGAAAAGCAAUUUUUCAAAUGUUACAUUCGUUUAAAAAUGAACGUAUUUUUAGAAAUUUUAAAUUCAAGUAAUUCGUAAGAUUUAUCAUGGCGUGGUGUUUUUCGUUGAAAUUUGUUUCGAGUUGUGUUUAUUUUGUGAAUGUUUAUUUGUUAAUUUUCGUUUCCUUAUUUUACCACGUUUCCAGCUCUAAUGAUGUUCACGAUUACGAGUCCGGUAUUGCUAAUGUAUCGUGGACAGUUUUGGGCAGCCAGGCGACACUUCCUUGUAAUACGACCGCUCCUAAGAACGAUAGUGUCAAGAUAGUAUUAUGGUAUCAUCAGACCAAAACUGGACCAGUCUAUUCAUUCGAUCAUCGAAACGAGACGAAGCAUUGGUACGAUGUCCACAGCUUAGGUACUCAAGCAUCAUUUAGUUUUAAUGAAAACGGCGACAUAUCCAUUUUUACAUUGAAAUCGGUCAAGGAAUCGAAUCGAGGAUUAUACCGGUGUCGUGUUGAUUUUAAAGCGUCACCGACGAGGAAUUACAAUGUAAAUUUAACCGUCGUAGUUCCACCGAAUAAAUUAACUCUCAUCGAUGAUAAAAACAUGGAAAUACAGCAUAGUGUGAUCGGGCCGUAUCAAGAAGGAUCGACGGUGACUGUCGCCUGUAUUGCAACUGGAGGUUGGCCGGCCUCAAAAGUAACCUGGUGGAAAGAAAACGCGCUGCUGGACAGUACGACGGAGCAAUUGACCGACGGCGGAGUUAGGAGUGUACUGAAGUUGAAAAAAAUAACCAGAAGUCAUCUGAACGCGGUGUAUACCUGUCAGGCGCUCAACAAUAAUGUAUCUGCUCCCUUAUCGACGACCGUGACCAUAAAUAUGAUUUUGCAACCAUUAUGGGUGAAAUUACAAGGAAACAAUAAACCAAUGUCGGCUGGACGUGAAUACGAACUGGCUUGUCAAGUAUACGGAGCACAUCCGUCGCCGGUAAUUACCUGGUGGAAAGGAAAUACGAAAUUAAAAAAUUUAGAGAAAUCGGAUAGUAACAAUGGAAACUCAACCAUCAGUAGACUAAAUUUUAUACCAGAACCACAAGAUGAUGGGAAAAUGCUGAUAUGUCGAGCAGAAUCACCGAUACCAGCACCAACUCCGUAUCAAGACUCUUGGAAAUUAAAUGUAACUUAUAAACCAAACGCUUUUCUCGAACUUGGAAAGAAUCUGAAUAGCAGCGCCAUCAUGGAAGGCAUCGACGUGUAUUUCGAGUGCAAAAUAAAAUCCAAUUUACCAGUUGAAAAAGUGAUGUGGAAGUUGAAUGGUGUGAUUUUAAACAGUAGCCUGAUCGUUGGUCCAUUGAUUACAAAUCAAACCCUAGUUCUGCAAAGAGUUACCCGUCAACAUAGCGGAUUAUACAGCUGUGUUGCGACAAAUGCCGAAGGAAACGGAGAAAGCAACUCAUUCUACUUGGAUGUAAAAUAUGCGCCAAUUUGUUACCCUAUUCAAAGCGCCGAAUACGGAGUAGGUCGUGGAGAAGAAGUAAGCGUUACAUGUCAAGUGGAGGCUAAUCCUCCGAAUGUAGAAUUCGUGUGGAAAUUUAAUAAUACCGCGAGCAGUACCAAGUUAUUAAAGGAACAAAUUAGCACAGAUGGUACUCGCAGCACUGCCGUGUUCACUCCUGUUACCGAAUUCGAUUACGGUGUUUUGUCUUGCUGGGCUCAGAAUUCUUUAGGAUUUCAAAAAAAUCCGUGCACUUAUAAAAUCAUUCCUGCAGGUAAACCGGAUAGCCUGAGUAAUUGUACGUUGACCAAUCAAACGUCCAGUUCGUUAUCGAUAAAGUGUAGCAGCGGAUUCGACGGUGGUCUAAAACAGAGAUUUGUCUUAGAAAUAUACGAAGCUCAAAGCGUCAAAUUAGUAGCAAAUUUAAGCGCCGAAACAGCAGAUUUCGCAGCGACCGGGUUACAGUCGAGUUUAUCUUACGAUAUCGUAUUAUACGCGUUUAACUCGAAAGGACGAAGUCCGACGACCGAAUUCACAAAGUAUACUUUACAAAGGCCAAACGUUCAAUUAGGAUCGUCAUUUUUCAAAUCUCGACUGCCCUCGUUUUUAGAACUACGCCCACUGUUAGCCAUACUGUGCGGAUUUGCUGUAGUGUUUAUCUCUUUGGCCUGCUGUAUCGUCAUUGUUGUUAAAUCUCAGCACCGUAAAAGAAGAAAGAAACAUUUCUCAUAUAAAAGUAAAGAGAGCUUGGAAAAGAAUCCUGAUAUUAUUCCUAACAAGGAUGAUGGCUGUACCAUUGAAGGUGUUCAUUUCACCGCUGAAAAGGCUGAAAGUACGAGUAAAGAAGCGGAAAUAUCAUUAAUACUGCAGAAUUCUUUCGGUACCGAUAUGACCGAUUUCACACUGCAUCAAGAAGACUGUAAACAAAAAAUGUACAAAAAGAAAACUUCUAGUUUGAGGAAACUAAAUGAUAUUGAAAUCACGUACGCAGCUUGUGAUCAACCAUGCCCACCAUUUAUUACACAAGAAACGCCCUUGCUAACCGAUACAAAAAUUCCUUUCGUGGCCGAAGGGCAGAAUUCGGUUAGAUGUUGUAUACACGGCCUUUCUCGAUCUACCAGUAUUAGUAGAUUUUAGAUUUCACUUUUUUUUUUUUUUUGUUCCUAAAAUCGAGUUUGGAGAAGCGUUGAAGAUAUUUUUGGCCUCCGUGUGAUAAUAUUAUUGAAUCGUUGUAAAUUGAAGGAAUCGCUUCAGUUUCCUCGAGUAUUAUUUUCUUUUUUAUAUUUUCUUUUUUUUCGUCAUUGUCAAUGAAAUUUAUGUGGUAAAUUUUUAUAAGACUGUAUAUUUAGAAAUACUUGUUUAGAAGUUUUUUUUUUUGUAUCGUGUAUUACGUUUUACCAAACCUCCCAUUUCAUGUGUUUUGAAUUUGUUUAGAAUAUUUUUAAAUUCCCCAAUUUGUUCAUUUGUAUUAUAUCUUAUCGUCGUUUUUAUUGCAAAUGUUUUUCCCCUUUUUGUUAUUUGUAUUGAUCAUUUUUACCUAGAAUUAUAUACAUUUGUUUUUUUCUAU
This is a messenger RNA of Planococcus citri (citrus mealybug), 3207 nucleotides long. Its product is annotated as nephrin-like. Lineage: Eukaryota; Metazoa; Arthropoda; Insecta; Hemiptera; Pseudococcidae. Gene Ontology annotation, molecular function: protein binding. The coding region runs from base 255 to 2777 and encodes 840 amino acids. The transcript has 15 exons. The record is from RefSeq and is a predicted model, not a curated record.